AUGCGACGCUCAAGAGACACCUACUGGAACGAGCAGUCGGGUUUGUAUGUCCCACCCGACAUGAAUGUUGAUAAGGUAGCUCGGUCGCCCGUCCUAAUGGAAUUACGCCGCGAUCUGGUCCCAGCAAAUGGCCCUGAUGGACUCUACGGCAUUUGCAUUUUAAUAUUUCGCGUUCUGGAUGACACUCACUUACCUCCGGCGGAAGAAUGUCGAAGGUAUCACAACUCCAGACAAUCCGUCCUCGGUGACAUAACCGAGUUUUACCAUUCGUCUGUGCAACAUCGUCAGACGACUGAGUUUGAACAACAGAAGCGGAAUACACAUAGGAAAGUUUACUUCAGUCGCUUGCUGUCAUCCAUGUCCCCAUCUCGACUGGAGCCAACCUUAUAAGCCAAUUUCGGUACUAGUUCAAGCCCAUCAAGUAUACUGUCGAAAUACUUGUUGCUUUAUUCAUAAAGCGGUGUUCAUCUACUGACUACCAUGCUUAUUCAGACCACACCCGAGGUAUAGGAUAUAAAAUUUUAACACCUUGUUUCCUCCUUCGAAAAUGUCCUGGAUUUCACCUGCAAUUUACCUAUGCCCAAACCAUCCUUGGAAUGAAAUCUUCGCAAGGAUGUCGCAUAUGGUCUAUCGUGGAACAACGUUUCUCCCAGCUUCCUACUUUCGAGACCAAAGUGGAUGAGAAUGGUCUUUACAAUUUGCCUUCUGGUCGUGGCACGCACAUAUAACGUUCUGCACCUCCUAUUAAGC
Messenger RNA from Dicrocoelium dendriticum, 750 nucleotides. NCBI's taxonomy places the organism in Eukaryota, Metazoa, Platyhelminthes, Trematoda, Plagiorchiida, Dicrocoeliidae. The record is from the annotation of a GenBank genome assembly.